This is a messenger RNA of Acanthamoeba castellanii str. Neff, 822 nucleotides long. RefSeq names its product SPRY domain containing protein. Bases 1 to 822 code for a protein of 273 amino acids. The record is from RefSeq and is a predicted model, not a curated record. Gene Ontology annotation, molecular function: protein binding. The transcript is spliced from 9 exons. NCBI's taxonomy places the organism in Eukaryota, Discosea, Longamoebia, Acanthamoebidae.
AUGGCGCCCCACCUGCCCAUCAAUGCCGCCUUGACCAAUGGAGGCUGGGACGAGAUCACGUCGGCCGUUCUCUACCGAUCGCCCCAGGGUUGCUCGUCUCUUGCGCCUUUCCCUCGCCACCUGCUGGAACAUCUCUUCGCAGCUCAUCAAAGGUACAUUCUGAACUUCCUGCGUACGGGGAGCCUGCUGGUGCCGGAGGACCCGCUCAUCCGCAGGGAGCUGCAGAUCGAGGCCGAGUUCUACCAGAUCCCCUCCCUCAUCGACCUCCUGGCCCACCCCGGCAACGGGGGAGAAGCCCGCUUCUCCAAGGAGCUCUGCCACAAGAACCUCGUCCUCGAUUCCACAGCCACCGUGGCCACCGUGGCCACCAAGGGCACCUCUCGUGUGCUGAUCGACACGGCAAGCGUGCACAGUGGCAAGCACUACUGGGAGAUACGCCUCGACAAGCUCCAGAACCCCAACUGUGUGGCCGUGGGCGUGAGCCGCACGACCUCCAACUUGUCGACCUACGUGGGCUCCACCAAAGACGGCUGGUCCAUCAUCGUCAUGAACCGGGAGAACCUGAAGCGGUGGAAUUCGCCCACGUGCGAGGAGUACGGCAAGGGGGGCAUCUUUCGCGAGGGCGACACUGUAGGCCUGCUCCUGGACUACACGGGAGGGGAGCGGGGCACGCUUUCGUUUUACAUCAACCGGGUGAACCAGGGCGAAGCCUUCCGCAACCUCCCGCCCCACCUCUUCCCCGCCGUGUCCCUGCACUCCAAGGGCGACCAGGUGACCAUCCUGCCGUUUGCGCGGCUGCCCGACGAAAUGCACGACGCCUGA